UUCGUAAACCUCUCAGGACUUUACCUCAGUGUAGGGAUCGUGCAAUAUAGUAGUAUUCUCCCCACCGCCAAAAUUACUCUGCACACGGAUAUGUCCAAUUCACAGUGCGGCGGGCAACUUUCGAAGAGUGUUCUCUGUGCUCCAUGCUCCUUCAUUCUCGACACAGCUUGGGAAGCCCGCAUAUCUGUACCUCCAGGUCACCGCUCAUGGGACUCACCUGUUGAUUCGUCUGUUUCCUUCCCGUGGCAUCCGACUCUUGCAGAUGCAAAAACCGCCGCUGCCGAAGGAUGUCAUUUCUGCUCUCUGAUCUGUCGUUACAGCAUCCAGCCGGAAUCGCUUGAUCUUGAGAGACCUGUGAAGGUCAGGUUUAAGCAUUCCGAUAACGAUUAUGGUAGAUGGGAUUUCGCCGUCAUCACGCCCUGGAACGAUUUCAACGCACUGCAGCUAUGUGUUCGUGGAGCUAGAUCCUCGUUAUGGGAAGGCAUAGGAGAUGUGCCAUCCUAUGGCGCCUAUGACGACGACAAGGCUGUCCCGGAAGAGCUUGCAGACAUGCUCAGAAAUUGGCUGAAUACUUGCGCAGGUGAACACAAUGGUUGCAAGGUCGCAGAACAGGUCAAUUUACCAUCCCGGCUACUAGAGAUAAGCGACUCUGGCAUAGGCGUCCCAAAGAUACGCUUGGUAGCUGCAUCGCCCGAGCAUCGAGGACGUUACAUCACUCUCAGUCACUGCUGGGGCCAGAACCCAGAGCUCAACGGUCUCACCAGGACGCUAGAGGAGAACGUCAAAGACUAUUACAAUGAUGUUCCGUAUGAUGUGUUGACGCAAACGUUCAAGGACGCGGUACAAGUUACAAGAGCUUUGGGCGUCCAACAUCUAUGGAUCGACUCGCUUUGUAUCAUCCAGAAGGAUUCUAAAGAUUGGGAACAAGAAAGUAUCAAGAUGGCAGACAUUUACGCAUACAGUCUGGUCACGAUUGCCGCAGCAGGGUCUCAGUCCGAUGGGCUUUUCCUGCAUAGGAAAAAAGCGGAAAUGACUCCAGUAAUAUGGCCAACCCCAGAACCAGGCAACCUGCUGGCUUUCCAUCCUUUCCUCCUCCGAAACUUCUUCGACUACGAAAGCAUCCCACAACCAAUCUACGGGAGGGCUUGGUGUAUGCAGGAGUUGACGCUCUCUCGUCGCGUGCUGCAUUUCCUGCCAGGCCAGGUAGUAUGGAAUUGCACAACAUCGACACGUCACGAAUUUGAUGAGCAUACAGCUGGCACCGACAAAUCCGCAUGCCUUGUACAGGAAUUCGCAAUCGCAGAUCUCAUGGUAGAUGGGAAACUCAAGCCUCUACCACCGACUGCAACAUUCUUCGAUACGAGCGAAAGCCUCCCGGACGCAGACCGAGGUCACAGACAUCUCCGUAGCUCUGAAAAGUUGUUGAAAAGCGCCGAAGGACGCAUCAGUGUCUGUUUCGGGCAUCCGCAAGCAUCUGGGGAAUUUCUCGGUCGGCUCCGCCAAAGCUUCACGGUCUCGAAGGAUGCGUACAUGGCCAGGACACAAAAGGUCAUUAUCGGACGACCGAGGCCGCGCACACUACAUGAUGAGUGGUUAUCGCUUGUUGAAAAUUAUUCCACCAAGGGUAUCACCAUGACAGGAGAUCGCCUGCCGGCCAUCUGGUCAUUUGCCGCGCGCAUGCGCGCCACGACCGAUGAUGAAUAUUGCUGUGGACUCUGGCGAAGCGACAUCACAAGAGGCCUGACAUUCAUGCUGUACAACUCACCAAAGGCGGAGCGUUCAGAUACGAAGCCUGUCAGCCCUUCAUGGUCAUGGGCCUUUCGAGAGGGCAAGCUUCGUUACUACGGCGAUGGCAGGCUGCAUCCAACAAAGACCGCCGAUCCUCUGGCACGGCCUUCCUUGAUAAAUUUCGAAGACGAAGGUACGAUGUCCAUGGGCCGAUCUACUCGCGCGGUAUUGACACUCAAAUGUCUCGCCGCUCCUGUCACGGGCGUCCCCGACGAAGAAAAGCCAGGACAACUCCUGCGUUGCGGAGCUCUAGAAUUGUCACUUGAUAACGUGGAAUUCUUCCAGACGCUGGCAGGUGCAGAGAUACUCUGUCUUCACAUGAUGGACUAUUGUUGCUUGCUUGUCAGGCCCGCAAAUGUGUGGAGGCGGGAAUUUGAGAGAGUUGGGCUGGGUUACGUCCGUCAUCAACGCGGGAAGGGCUUCAAGGAGGUCAAAGAUGAUUAUCUUAAUCUCCCCUGGAAGGAGACAAAAAUUCGGCUAAUCUAGUCACAUCAUUUUAGUGAAAUCCUAGAAUACUGAAUAUGCGUAGCUGCAAUAGACUAAAGAUGAAAA
This is a messenger RNA of Dissoconium aciculare CBS 342.82, 2340 nucleotides long. RefSeq names its product HET-domain-containing protein. The record is from RefSeq and is a predicted model, not a curated record. Bases 91 to 2274 code for a protein of 727 amino acids. NCBI's taxonomy places the organism in Eukaryota, Fungi, Ascomycota, Dothideomycetes, Mycosphaerellales, Dissoconiaceae. The transcript has a single exon.